Microcebus murinus (gray mouse lemur) is the source of this 2181-nucleotide messenger RNA. The record is from RefSeq and is a predicted model, not a curated record. Lineage: Eukaryota; Metazoa; Chordata; Mammalia; Primates; Cheirogaleidae.
GACAGCAGAGAAGGAACCCCCGGUUUUCACACCAGGACAGCACCCAGCCCCGGGUUCUGCGAAGGGACGGCUCCCUGGGGUGGACGCUCCCUGCAGACCCCAGGCGGAGCGCGAGUCCCCCCAGCCCCCAGGGAGCAGACUUCCCGGAGGGCUCCUGCCCCCUGCGCUGCACGUGGCCCCACUUGAGGCAGUCAGUGACUCAGCACUUUCUCUUCCUGGAAACUGAGGCUCAUGGGAGAUAUGUAGAUGAGCCCAGGGCAUCAUGGGAAACGGUCUUAUAUAUACCCAAGCAGCUGCGGCUCCCCCUUUCCCUGGUGCCCGCGGGAGCUGAGGCGUCAGUGCGGCUACCAGAGCCAAAGGCCAUUGGAGAAGCUGAAGAAAUUUCCAGAAGUUCAGACUUCCCCACCUCUGCAGAUCCCCACUGAGCUGGACCCAGUACAUCCACCCCCACCCCAAGUGCCUGGACAAAAAGCCCUUUUCUCUGCUUCCUCCUUAUUCUCUGCUUUUCCUUCUUGCUCCCCAUCCCUCUCCGCCCUAUCCCCAGCAUCUCACUGGCCCCAGCCCUGUGGCCAGACUUCUAGCACCCCCUAGCAAGCCCUGCUCUUGCCGUCCACCCCGCUAGGAGGAGGCGACGGCCUGGCCAUGUGCCCCCCAGUCAGCGUGCGAUAUUGGCAGCAGGGCAUGUCCUACCUCUACGCUGCCUGGCUGUAUGACCUCCAACAUGGAAACCCACUCAAGCUGUGCUUUGCUUGCUUCAAGGAAGCCUAUCUGGACUUUAAAGACUUGCUGGAUUUGGAAGACUGGGAAGAUGAGGACUCGGACUCUGAGCUGAUGGAGGACACUGAGGCAGGGGCUGAGCAGGAGGGGGCCUCAGGGACGGGGCCAAGCUGGGAGCAGGGCCCAGGACAGUCUGUGUCAGGGGACUCUCAGGCUGGGGGGCAGGGUACCCUGGCAUCAGGCCCACAGGUGGCAGAAGAGGCCGCCCUGAACGAUCACUGGGGGUCACUUAUUCCCGUGGAUGCUGACUGGACCCAGGCCCUUCCCUGGAGAUUUGGCCAACUUGCUGCCUGCACACACUGGCCCAGCUGCAUUCCUUCAUGGCACCAGUUUCUCAGUGCGAAGCUGUCUCCAGGGGAGCCCAUGGUGUUGGAGGUGAGACCCAGGUGCAAAGCAGACCCUGCGAAGACUGAGGCCUGGUUACUGGGCCUGAAGGUUUUCUCAAUGAUAGGCUGCUGCUAUGCUGCCGCCUACCUCCGGAAGAUGACUCCACGCAGGGUCCUGUGGACCCCGGAACAGCACUGGAAAGUGUUCCUGGACCCUAAGGACGUGUGGACGGUAAGACUCGAAGAUAUAUCCCCAGAGCUAGACCUGGACCGGUGGAAGCUGAGCUUUCUGGAUACCUCUGUACGCAAUGUAUGGCUGAUUCCCGCAGAAACAGCCCUGAUCCGGAAGGAAAUGACCAUGGUCUCCUUUUUACCCUGGAACAAAAGGGAGACAGAGGACAAGGACGCAGCCUCUGAGCCUCAGUCCUCCACCCAAGGACAGGAACCCAGCACCACCGAGACCUGGAGCAGUGAGCCCAGGGGGGCAGGAGCAAGCCCGGCUGUUGGGGGAGCUUCCGCUAUGGGGGAGCUGUCCUGUUUCCAACCUCUCAAUCCAGGGCCCCAGAACUGAGGGACAAAGACCCAGGUGACCACCUUUGUCCUGGCUACCCCAGGACACUGAUGUCUAGGACAGACUGGCAACUACUCCGCCACUACAGCCAGCGGAGCAAUUGGCAACAGAUGGGGACCUCUGCUUGUGUAGGAAAUACUGAGCUCUGGGCCCUCCGUAGCCUGAGAGGGAAGUGACACCAAUGCCCAUUACUGUGGGAUAGGUUCUUACCAGAUGACUGUCACAUCAUUGGGGACAUGACAGUGACCUGGACAUGCUGGUGUGGCUGGUUCCUGUGCUGCAUCACAGUGGGGAACGGGAGACAGGACCCUGCACCAGCCCCGCCCUAGCCACACAGAGGGGAGCCCCUUAUGGAACACUCACUUCCUGGAACAUUCCAGACUCUCCGGAGCGGCCCAGAUGUGUGCCCAGCUUUGCCUACAUCCUCUCUGGGGUGCCACGAGGCCCUGUCAUCGGCACUGGAGACAGUAGCCUGCAUCGGGAAAAGCUGUUUUCAAAUGUUGGCCA